AUGAAGGCGGUGGGGCCACAAGCUGGCGAGUGCGAAGGCGCCAACUUCGAGAACAGCGACAACGUCAUCACCAUCGAAAACGACAACGGCUGUGGCUUGGCCAAGUACGACUACUCCGUUGAAUACUGUCCGGACCAGGACAAUCUUAUCAUCACCAUGGCCAAGCCCUACAACGUGGCGGUGGUCCUGACGAGCCAAGCCUGCCCAGCAUCUGGUGAG
Symbiodinium necroappetens is the source of this 219-nucleotide messenger RNA. NCBI's taxonomy places the organism in Eukaryota, Dinophyceae, Suessiales, Symbiodiniaceae. The record is from the annotation of a GenBank genome assembly.